This is a messenger RNA of Babesia ovata, 576 nucleotides long. RefSeq lists its product as uncharacterized. NCBI's taxonomy places the organism in Eukaryota, Apicomplexa, Aconoidasida, Piroplasmida, Babesiidae. The record is from RefSeq and is a predicted model, not a curated record. The transcript has a single exon. The coding region runs from base 1 to 576 and encodes 191 amino acids.
AUGGGUAGGCGGGUUGGUCGGCGGAAGGUUUUCAUGCACCUAACCAGACAUGGCAGAACCUUGAAACGUAUCUGCUCUGUCGAUGCUGUUCCUAGAGGAUCCCCGGCGCAGUACACAUGGCAUGUGCUUAAUGUAAACGUACAGACCACGGACCCGUACAUGCAAGGCUGCGGCGUCACAUACGCAUCAGACGAGUUGUUCAAGCCUGAGACACCCCAAAUCUACGAUGCCAACGGACAACCUCAGUUCGGUUGCAAGAUUGACAUUCAGGCUGCCAAGGAGGCUGCGUUCUACUGCCCAGCGCCGUAUCUCCUGGACCCACCCAACUGCUUUAGGCAAGUAUUAGUGGACGGUACCGUGAAGAACACGCACGAUCUUAGCGAUUCGUUGGUAGCGUCGCGAUCUAACCACUUCGUCAUACUGAGCUUCGACAGCUCACUCGUAGGGCCCGGGAGACGUUGCACCAGACGCCGCCGUUGGAGUGCCGCUGCGUCACCGUCAAGGGCGCCAUACUCUCCACCAUACAGAUCGAGAAUUACUACUCCAAACGAUGAAUAUAUCAGAUCUAAUAAUUAA